GCUUCGCCGUCUCGACUCUCUUCCCGUGUCGGCUUGCCUUCGCGAAGGAAGUCUCGCGAGAGUUAAGGCGCCCGGGGCAGCAGACUCUGGAGCGCUUGGAUGCCGGAAAGCCAUCCAUGGACCCCCUGGUGAGCCCUCCCAAAACCAGGCUGUGGAAAAGGAGGAAGGAGGCCAGUUGGAAGCCGAAGAGGAAGCGUCUCCAAGCGGUCACCCCUGACCUGGAGCUCCACCACUGCGACAUCUGCGGGAAGGACAUCAAAUACCAGUCUAAUUUCUGGGAGCACCAGCGCAUCCACACGGGGGAGUGCCCGUACCAGUGUCAGCGUUGCCAGAAGACCUUUGCCCGUUGUGCCGACCUCAUUAAGCACCGCCUGGUGCAUUCGGCCGCGCGGCCCUUCUGCUGCCAGAUCUGCGGGAAACGGUUCAAGCUGCGGGCUGACAUGGACAAGCAUGCCAAGGUGCAUUCGGACGAGGCCCCCUUCCCCUGCCAUUUGUGCCCCAAGCGCUUCAAGCGCACCUCCUGCCUGGUCAAACACUUGCGGAUCCACACCCAGGAGAAGCCCUUUGCCUGCGCCCACUGCAGCCGGCGCUUCAAGUGGGAAACCUCGGUCAAGGAACACGAGCGGGUUCACACGGGCGAGCGUCCCCACCGCUGCGACCAGUGUCCCAAAGCCUUCACGCAUCGCUCCACCUUCCUGCAGCACCAGCGCACCCAUCAGAAAUACCCCGCCUUCAGCUGCGAGCACUGCCCCAAGUCCUUCAAUCACAAGUCCAACCUGCUGAAGCAUGUCCGCAGGUUGCACUCUUAGGGCCAGAGGGUGGGGGGAAAGGUGUGCGUUUAUAAGUGACCCUCCCCUCCCUUUCUCAGGGUCCCCAAAGACUUUGCGAGAUUUGCAAUGGCCGUCUUCUCAUUGUUAGUUGCAAAGUCAUGUCCGACCCAUCGCGACCCCGUGGAUAACGUCCCUCCAGGCCUUCCUGUCCU
Molecule: messenger RNA, 982 nt
Organism: Thamnophis elegans (Western terrestrial garter snake)
Lineage: Eukaryota; Metazoa; Chordata; Lepidosauria; Squamata; Natricidae
Product: oocyte zinc finger protein XlCOF19-like
Exons: 2
Coding region: 117-809 (230 amino acids)
Biological process (GO): regulation of transcription by RNA polymerase II
Molecular function (GO): DNA-binding transcription factor activity, RNA polymerase II-specific; RNA polymerase II cis-regulatory region sequence-specific DNA binding
Source: RefSeq, a predicted model, not a curated record